GGGCCCGGAGGGAAGGUGAGAGGGAGUGAAGGUGGGGGCACACAGCCAUCCAAGCGUAGCUCCUCCAGCUCAGUGAACAGGUGCGCCCAGGUGCUGUGCUGGACCUGAGGGGAGCCCGCCUCCCCUCCCCUUAAGCCCGGGCUUGCAAUGAUCCCGAGCGUCACGCUUCUGUUGUGAGCGUGUGUGGAGGCGUCUGGCUGGUUCACCUGCGCCCCUCCGCAGGUGCUGCCCAGGCCAGGCCCGGCCAGGCAGCCAUGGCCGACGAGAAGACCUUUCGCAUCGGCUUCAUCAUGCUGGGGCUCUUCCUGCUGGCCCUCGGCACGUUCCUCAUGAGCCACGACCGGCCCCAGGUCUAUGGCACCUUCUAUGCCAUGGGCGGUAUCAUGGUGAUUGGGGGUGUCAUCUGGAGCAUGUGCCAGUGCUACCCCAAGAUUGCCUUCAUACCCGCUGACUCUGACUUCCAAGGCAUCCUGUCUCCGAAGGCGCUGGGGCUGCUGGAGAACGGGCUCGCUGCCGAGAUGAAGAGCCCCCAGCCCCCCUACGCCAGGCUGUGGGAGGAAGCCGCCUAUGACCAGAGCCUGCCCGACUUCAGCCACAUCCCAAUGAAGGUCAUGGGCUACAGUGAAGACCCCCGCCCUCUCCUGGCCUCUGAGCCAGGACAGCUGCAGCGGGGAGCCAGCGAUGGAGGAGAAGGGGGCCCUCGUGCUCAGGCCUGGCUGGAAGCCGCUGUGGUCAUCCACAGGGGCUCAGACCAGGAUGAGGGAGAAAGACGCCCGAGUCAAGGCAGGCCCAGCCCCCAGACCUGUCCCCAGGGCCCUGCACCAUUGGCUUCCUUCCAAGAUGACCUGGACGUGGGAUCCAGUGAGGGCAAGCCCAACCUGUCCCCACCUCAGGAGGUAGAGCUUCCGCUCCCGCCUCCAGAGCCCUGGGCCUGCAGGUGCCAGCUGGACCGCUUCCAUGACUUUGCCCUGAUUGAUGCCCCCACAUUGGAGGAUGUGCCUCCAGAGAAGCUGCCGGAGGCAGCCCUGCCCAGCUCCUGGCAGCGGUCCCCAAGGACAAAGGAGGAGGAAGAGGAGGCAGCUUCGGACGCAGGAGCAGAAGAGCCAGAACAGGAAGAGGAAGACUUGUAUUAUGGGCUUCCGGACAACCCCGGGGACCCCCUCCCGGACAAGGAGCUGGGCUUUGAGCCCGACGUCCAGGGCUGAGGUGGAACUUCUCCCUGGGUUCUAGCCUGGUACCACUGCUGGCCCCCGGGUGACCUCACAGGGCCUCCAUUUCCCCAUCUGCAAAACGGGGAUAAAUGAAGGAUCCCAGGACACAUUCGGCCUGGGAGCAUUUUGAGAACUGCGCAGAAAUGCACAGGGAGCAGAUACAUUACAGGGCCACUGCUGUUCCACUUAUUAACUUUUUUUUCUCUGAAGGUAAAAUGUGAUUCGUUGAGAAGAUUUUCAGCAGCCAGCGCCCUCAAGAGCCUUUCUGCCUUCUCCCAAAGCUGGCCUCUGAGCAGGAACCCUCCUUGGUGCUAGUCAGGUCCCUGAUCCCCUGUGAAGCCUCUCAGGGUUCUCGAUCCUUCUGAGUCUUUUAGUCCACAUGGUGGAUGGCGUGAUCCGUCCUUACUCAGAGCUGACACCCUCGGCCCUCAUGCCUCUGUGGCUCCCGUUGCUCUGGAUCCAAAGCCUUCCUUGACUGACCUCUGGGGACCGCCCAGCUUUCUUCCCGGUCAGCCCCACCAUGCCCUGCCGCCCCAUCCCUUCUCAAGCCGUGUCCCCCACCAGGAUGCCCUGUGUCCCCUCUCUGCCCACAAAUGCAGGCUCAUCCUUUGAAGACGCCCCUCCUCUGAAAGCUUCUCCUGAUGUCACCGCCUCUGGACCGCGUUAGUCCUGGACCCUGUGUGCCCCUCUGGGCCUUGCACAUUUCUCAUGGAGCAGGGCUGCCAGCUCGAGGCCAGCGCCUUUGCUUUGCUCACCUUGGUCUCUCCCGUGCCUAGGCGGUGGUCACUGAGGGUGGACACAAGUGACCGACUCCAGGAGCCUUUUGCGGGAAACGCCCUCCCCUCCUCCCGACUCUCAAAACGUCUGACUUAACUACUUCGGCUCAGGUGGCAUUGAUGGAGCAUCUACUGUGUGCCAGAAGCCAAACUGGCAUCUUCCGGAGGAAAGAGAGAGAAACUGAUGGCAGUUCUUGCCCUCCGAGGACUCACAAUCCACUGAGCCUUCUAAGUUAGGCACAGAGUCCAGAGCAGGGGCUGAGGUGGGAGCCAAGGAGUUACAUAUUGCCGCAGCAGAGGCAGCGGAGUGAUAUCCACACAACCUUUGGGGCCUUGGGUACAGAGACAAAGAGCUCAGGCUGCCUUAGGGGCCCCGGUGGAUAUCACUGUGCUGCAGCAUCACGGAGAAAGGCACCUCUUAGGCUGCUCCCGGCAAAGCACAAGGACGGUGACGCUACCUCACUGCAGGUCCCCAUCCUCAGAGCCUGCACCCUGGGCCGGCCUGGGUUGCAGGGGGGGUCAUGGCGAGGGAAGGGCACACCCCUGGCACCCCUACCCCCCUUUUGGGGUCACUGCUACCUACCUCCAGCAGGCAAGCGCCUAGAGCAGGUGUUCCUGCUCGUGGCUCGUGCCUGGGCUCUGCUCACUCACGGAGGGGAGGGUGACCUGCAUCCGAAAGAACGCCGGUGGGAAAAGCUCAAAUAAACAAGCUUUCAGUGUUGGGAGCAGUCA
This is a messenger RNA of Sus scrofa (pig), 2719 nucleotides long. RefSeq names its product barttin CLCNK type accessory subunit beta (gene BSND). The record is from RefSeq and is a predicted model, not a curated record. NCBI's taxonomy places the organism in Eukaryota, Metazoa, Chordata, Mammalia, Artiodactyla, Suidae. Gene Ontology annotation, cellular component: basolateral plasma membrane. Gene Ontology annotation, biological process: chloride transport. Gene Ontology annotation, molecular function: chloride channel regulator activity.